AUGGCAACCCACAGACACAAAACUCGCUUCCAGAGCCAGGGAAACGUGGGUACCCCACCCCCUCCUAUACAUUCCCCCCGACCACAUUUGCCCAACCAGCACAACACAACCACAUCCACUGGGCCGCAACCCCCAGUGGUCCCUCAUCGCCUGCUGCGUCAGCGCCAGCAACUAGCAGAGGCUGGACUAAGCAGUGAUGCUAUCUCAAUUGCACUCCACCCAGCAGCACAAACGGCCCGAACCCGAGCCUAUUCUUCUAUCCAGGACCGGUUCAGUACCUGGUGUGAGGAACGAUCCAUUCAGGCUACGAAGGCAGCAGCAGCUGACAUCGUCAAUUUCCUUGCAGAAGGACGGGUCCACCUACACUGGGAGCCGAGCACUAUCCUCAACUACAGAUCUGCACUUCUUGAUAUGCAAGAUGACCCCUCACGACUCACCCACUCUGGGGCAUUCUCAGCAUUCUUCACUGCUAUCGAUCGCUCUGCACUACUCUCAUUCGACAAAUCUGCACCAGAUAUCUCCCCUAUCCUUACUAGUUUCCGCUCACUUGGCCCUUCUGCAACUCUCUCUAUACCAGACCUUACACGCAAAUUGUGCUGGCUCCUCGCUGUCACUGGCUUUAUGCGCCCAUCAGACAUUGCCAGAGUUGAUGCUUCCCGAUUAGCCAUACACACAGAUCACGCUUACCUAAUAAUUGUUGCUCCUAAGGAACUACGCAAAAGGCAUCCAGACCCCCUCAUUUGCCCUGUGGACUGCUUAACGGCUUACAAAGCCAAUAUACUCGACAUAUAUCCAGCAGCCCCAGCAACUCACCCGACGGCCCCUCAUCUCACAUUCACACCACUUAUCCGUGAUCAACGACGCCCCUUCCAUGGUAUUGGCACUCAACGCAUCUCCAAACAUAUACAGGCCAUUAUGUCCCUUAUCACCUCCUCUCGCCGAAUCUCAGGGAGGUCCCUUGGCUCAGACGCUGCCUCUAAACAUGGAGCCUCUCUUGACGAAGUACUGACACAAGGUUUUUGGUCUGCGGCAGGGGUCUUUGAUACCCACUACCGCAUUAACCGCCGCUCACAGACCAACCUGACGACACUUGCUCUGCAAGCACCUUCUCCACAUACCAGCAGUCACUGCUGUGAUGACUAA
Messenger RNA from Linderina pennispora, 1143 nucleotides. RefSeq lists its product as uncharacterized. The transcript has 2 exons. The record is from RefSeq and is a predicted model, not a curated record. Bases 1 to 1143 code for a protein of 380 amino acids. NCBI's taxonomy places the organism in Eukaryota, Fungi, Kickxellomycota, Kickxellomycetes, Kickxellales, Kickxellaceae.